UGAUACUCUUCUACUCUAGCAUAGGUGCAUAGUUUUUUGUCCUGCGCUAGGGGUUUGUUUAAGUUGGAAAAGAUUAGACUUUCGAAGUAAGAUUUAACUUUAGAUUUGAUAGCAGAGGCACUACCGUCUGAUGGAACAGCGUAUAAAGCUUGCAUUCAGAAAAAACCUAUAAGAUCUAUUGUUUCAAGCAGAAAAAAAUCAACAGAAAAAAGCAGCCUUCGAGUUACAAAAAUUUUCGGAAAAUACAAAGGAACUGAAAAGUUUUUAAAAUUGAUUUUGCCAUGUUUUUCUUAGCAAACUUAGAAGACCUUUCAAGCUCAUUAUCGUUAGAGAAUUAAUCUCUAGACUUAGGCUAUGAAUUAAAAGCAACUGGCUGAUUUCUCCUCUAAUCUCCAAUGUUUCUUCGGUAAGCUUUCAAUAAACGAAAAGAAAAAGCAAUUGAGUAAGAGAUAUCAUUAUAUUGCUUAGCAAAUUGUCCUAAAAAAGUAAAAAGAGUUUCAGUCGAACAAAAACACAUCGUCUUGAGAAACGGUAGAAGAACUGUUUGACGAAAGAGUAAAUGGAUAUUGUCAGGUCAGGAUGAGGCCAGUAAAGAAAUAGAAAAAAUUUCGAUAGCAUGGAACUGACAGAAUCUUGUUUACAGCAAAAUAUUCCAGGUACAUGUAAAUUACCUGUUGUUACCAAUAUAAAACUAUUUCCAGCAGUGAUUAUCAAUUCAGCCACUAGAUGCUGCUUUCAAUAACGAAAGGUAAUUACCCACAGUCUACUAUAAUACCAUUGUUUCAUUUCUAAGCAACGUACGAACUGUGAUGAUACGGUUCAAAGAUAACAAACCAAACUUACUUUAAUUGAGGAGAAUCGUGCAUAAUAUAACCAAUACUCAGCAUGUCACAGCCUGUCAUUAGAAUGAAUCUGAAUAAAAAUGAAAACGUUCACCUGCAAAAACAUUCAAAUGUUCUUAAUAUCACAGGCUGCCUGUAGUCAAUGGAGAGGAUCUUUCUUGGUAGAGGUAGCUUAUAGGUAGCAAAUUGCUGCAUUUCAAGAUACGCUAGGUAAACGAUGGAGACAUCCUUAACUUUUGGAUUUGUCUUUUCAUUGUUAUUCUCCUCUCUGAUGCAGUGUCAAACGAUCGAAAGCAGAAAGUUUGAAAUAGCAAAGACCUAUUACAUUCGUCAUUUCGAGGGAAAAUGCGUAGAGUACGAUGACGCACGUCAGGUCCUGGUUUACGGUCGACUUUGCCGAGAAAAGUUUGAGUGGCAAGGUGGAGUAAGACUGGUCCACAUACCAACAAAGAAAUGCAUCAAUAUCAAUGCCACAAGCGAUGGAAGCUUCUUGUCUUUGUCAAGCAAAUGCAGUGAUACAAACAGUUUGUUCCAAUAUGAUGAAAACAAUCGAGUGAUCCGGCAUCUUUUCACUAACAAAUGUUUGCAUCCAGAAACUGGAAAUGCUGAUCCUGCAAUUAAUACUGCAAUUGUCCUGAAGUCAGGCUGCGAUGGAAAAACCAACAAAUUCUACUUCAGAAAGAAAGCCUACUAUAUCAUCCGGCACUUUGGUGGACUAUGUUGGGUUUAUACCUCUGGAGAGAACCUGAUCAAACUGAGGGAUCUGUUGGCUUGUGAUCGCUUUGAGUAUGUGAAUAAUUACCAUUUGAGGCACGUUGAAACCGGCAAAUGUGUUAUUUUUUCAAGUUCAUAUCUGCGACUGACUGACGACUGUGAAUCUCCAGAAACAGUUCACAAACUCAACCAGUUUUCAUUACUUCAAAAUGGUCCAACUGAUUGUAUACAUCCUUUAAAUGGAGCUUUAUAUCCUGCCAAUGGCAAUUUGCUUACCCUAGAGAGCAAUGGAUGUACUGAUGAAGACCGCUUGAGAUUUUUCUUCCACGAUGAUAAAGACACACAGAAAAUAAAGAUCAUUUCUGAAUCAUGCUUGGACGCCACUUGCGCGAGUAGCAGAGGUUACGUGAUAGUUAAUGGCCGCCAAUACAGCUUGAACACACGUGGUAUCAAUGUUGUUCUCUUUGAUUACCGGAGUGGUUUGUUAGAGUAUAGAAAAACUUACGAUGUCUAUGGGGUUCCCUCCUCAAGGGAUCUUUUAGCUACUUUUUUGAACAAUCUUCCUUCAGGAAAACUACUUUUGAUGGCAGCAAAGACUGCAGUUAACAUGAAUAGUAAUCUAGCUCUUGCAUUACAAAAGGUUGGUGUUUCUGCAACAUUUGCAACUACACCAGUUCCAAGAAUCUAUAUGUCUCUGGCAUAUGUUGGCUAUACAGGACAGGUGAGAAAAGAUUGGGAGAAAACUGUUAAUAAAAUUGGAGGAUCAGGUGCUUCAAUUAUUGAAGUUAGCAUCAAAACCUUUCAUGAACGGGAUGGAAUUGAUGAUUGCUCAAAUGAACUUGGAGUGAGAACCAGGAAAAUACCGGAUUUUAGAUUUUAUGCAAAGACUGUUUGGGGAAAUGAUAUCUACCACCAACCGUAUCUAGCGCGACUACAUUACUAUGGUCCGGGUUGGUGUUCGUACAGCAACACUCCGGUAUCCGAAUAUUUGCAAGUUGAUCUCGGGACGAUGAUGAUUUUAAGUGGUGUUGCGAUUCAGAGUCACGGCUCUGGCAAUGGACAUGCUGUAACAAAGUUCAAAAUUGAAUACAGUGAAAAUGGAAUAAUUUGGCAAUUUUACAAGAGCGAGCAAGACUCAGUUUUAGAGUUUACAGCAUUAAGAGAACGCAAUAGGCUUGAAACAAGUGUUAACUGGUUUGGUAAUCUCAAAACAAGAUUGAUAAGAGUAGUUCCCACAGAUAGGUUAUCUGUAUCAGGCGUUAGCUGUAUGAGAAUAGAACUUUAUGGAUGUGCUAUAUCGAGAGGUUUCUUGAGUGUUGACUGGUCACCAUCGUCAAGUUUUUCUACAAAUGAUAAUUUCAAAGGAUCGGUCUUUGCAUUCGGAACAAUAAAGAACAAUUUAACAAUCGGAAUAUCAACGGCAUCCAGUAACAAAAGCCUUGCAAAUAAACUUGACCUGUUUCACUUUGACAAAAUUAAUGCAUCGACAACGUUUGAUAACGGAACAGUCAAAAAAGAAAGCGGUGUGGAGAAUUUUGUCACAGACAAGAUGAGAAAAAUUGAUAGUGUUGCAUUUCUUCAAUUUAACGUUGUUGAAGAGAACUAUUAUGUAUUUGAUCUUGACAUUGCUGGAAAGGUCUUAGAUGCAAAACUAACCACAGGAGAAAAACAGGCAGUUAUCAGUACAGAUAGUCAAGAUAGAAUCCUUGUGUUCUCAUCUCCACUUCUAAUAAAGAGAUUGCAGCCCGACAAAAGCAUUCUUCAACUAAAUAUCACAAAGCAAAACUCCCAAUCGCUAACUGAUGAUAGCUUCUUCAACCUUAAUCUGUCCGUGUCCCAUUUGCUGGGAAAAAGCAACUCAAAUGCUUAUGGUGUUACUCUCAUGAUUUAUUUCAACAGCAAGUUUCUUCAGUUGAAAUCACUGGCAUUCGUCAACACAAGUCGCUUCAGUCUACCCCCGUCCAGAAACACAACCACGCCUGGGUUUAUUAUGAUUCAAACUGAUACACUGUGGCUGAUUAACAGGCAAGAAAUCUCGAUAAUACUUCAGGCAAAGUACCCAAAGACUAUAUCAAGAGGAGAAAACUGCAAUGAAGAUAUCAUCAUUGAUUUUGCAUAUAUGAACAACUUGGCAAAAUUUGAUGGAACUGUGAACUCAACUUUAGAGAGGAAUGUGCCAUUCAAAUGCAAGAUUGACCAGACUAAAGAUAUCAGGGUGAAAUCAGCGAGGUUGCCGUCUCCUGAAUUCAGCAUGGUUUAUGACGAUGUGAAUCAGCAACUCUUUUUCUGCUACCAAAGGAAAACAUACAUGACAAAAAACUCCAGUAUUUGCUUUUCACGAGAAAAGAACAACACGUUUUGGAAAACCAUUCCUUACAUUUCCGCGGUAACAGGAAUGGAUGUCGAGAAAAGAGUUCUUUAUGGGUUAGAACGAGCAGGGAAGUCAUAUGUCAAAUCUCCGUAUCCGUUUGCUCUUUACAGCCAGAUAGAGGACACUGAAUGGACAUCAGCCAAAGAUCAACCUCAGAUGAGAGCCUCUUUGAACUGUUUGUCCCUUUCUCUAUUACCCCAAUCAUCUUCUGAUCCGUAUAUUUUCAAAGUGGAUGGUAAACCAGUUUUUGCGGCAACAACUAAAGGAAUACUUUGGAGAAAAGAAGAUCUUUCUUGGAAAAGGAUCGUUUUUUGGAAGUAACUUCAAAGACAUUCAUGCAGAUACACUGUGCAUUUUCAUUUUAUAAAAAUAUUGCUGCACUGACCAUUUUGAAUAGUUGAAGUUGUUAAUUUCCAGUUUCCAACCUAAAUAUUGUCUUCUUGUUGAUUGUUUGUUUUGCCUCAAGCUCUAAUUCUGUCUCCUUUCCUGAUUAAAUUGCCUCUGAAAUGAAAAAUUUAAUUGUUGCCAAAGUUUUUGUUUUCAAGCAGUAAACAUCACUGAUUGUGUAUCUGACGAAGUUGUGUCAGCUGUUGCAAAACAAAUUUUGACGACGGGGAUGAGGAAAUGCUGUUCUAGCCCUAUCAAAACGACCAAUAACCCUCUUCCUCUGAUGACGAAUGGAAAGGUGGUGGCAAUGCCAAUCCCUCGGUAUUUAGCGAAUUUGACAUUCGUGUUGGAAUUAUGAUAAUUAUAUUUACAUUGCUACGUUCUAGUUAUCUUCGUCACAGAAAUAAUGGACACCUAUUUGUUUAAUUGAUUGACAUGUUGUUGCGAUCAGUAACACCUCUAUAAUUUUAUCAUGUAGCAUUUUGUUCAGUAGUAAAGUCUUCCUGUAGUGAAAACGUUUCGUUCGUUUUAUUCCCACUUCUUAAAGAGCCAAAAGUCUGCAGAAUUCUAACAGAUUAUGGGCCCAGAACGCUUCGAAGUGUUUAUGAUUUAUACCGGCUCUGGCAGACGUGAUAUUUAAAUUCUCUUGUUAAUAAAACAAAUUUCGAAGCAUGAAAAACCAUGGCGGACAUCACAAGAAUCGAGCAGUUGAACGGGGAAAAAUUAUCAGUCAUGGAAAUACAACACGAAGUUUGAUUUUAUGGAACGUGACUUGGUUUAACUCAAGUAGGGCAUUAAUGUACAAUCUGCAGACGCAGCUGUGAGAAAUGCUAGCAGAGUACAUUCAGACAAGGCCUAUUCAUUGAUUGCUUUGAGUGUCGAGAAAGCUUUGCAAGUACAUAUUGCCUCUACCGUCAACUCGAAGGUAGCCCGGGACAUUUUCAGAAAUAUUUUGAAUUUGUAUCGGUGACACAAAUUGUGCGUUUAAAUCGUAAAUUUUAUGCAGCUAGCGUGAAGGAAGGUGAUCAUUUGAUGGAGCAUAUCAGAUAUACGACUUCUUUUAUGGCUGUACAGCUACGAGAAUUAAAAGAGGUUAUUAUAUUUCAUCGAAUAAAGUUACAAUAGUUAUCCAUGGUAGUUUACCUAAGUGAUAUGAUAAUAAUUUUAUCACGAGUUUAAAUGCACGAGAUGCUGAUGAAAUUGAGUGGGACAAUAUUAAAGGAUCACUUGUUGAAGAUUUUAUUAAACGUAUAGAGAAGAAAGAAAAACGUGCUUUUGAUGAUGUUUUGUUUGUGAAAAGAGACGUUGUGGCACGUGGUGAUCGAGAAAAUAAUUAUCGUUGAGGCUCAUAUUAUUAAGUAUGAGCAUCCAUUGAAAGUAUUUUUGGGUGAUAGCACAUUUGUAUUGGCUCAAGGUGAAGGAAAAGUAAGGCUUACCACAUGUGAUGGAUCUGAUGAUGUUUAUCAUGCCUUACAUAAAGUAUUGUUUGCGCUCAAGUUGACAAACGACUUUUUGUCAGUACCAGCAAUGGCUCAGAUGGGAGCAGAAGUUUGUUUUAAUAAGAAAAGGUGCAUUGUGUUCAAAGAUGGUAAGAUUAUAACCGUCGUAGAUCUAUCAGAUGUCAAGCUAUAUCGAGUAACCACACGAGAAUGUGCUCAUAUUUCAACAGCAUCAAAAGUACCAUCGCUGAAAAUAUGGCAUUAUGAUUUUUAGAAACAUACUCCAAACACAAAUACGAGAAUGGUAUUGCCUUGUUGCUGCUUACAAGGAGAGAUGUUUGCUUUUCGAAGUUUGCUAUUUUGUUGACAUGUACGCUGCUUACUGAUCAAGAAGAGAAAAGUAUGAUUGAGUUAUGUAACCGAAAAGGCAGAAUGAAGUUCAAUAAAGGAAUACAUUUCUUUGCCAGAAAUGAAGAAAGUACAAUAGACAACCUUUGCUUAUACAACAAUGCAGUGCUAGGUUUAUUGUCUUUGGAAUCAAGGCAGCCAAGUGUUUACAUUCUGUCUAAAAAAAGAGAGCUACUCAAAAAGAAUCAUUGUAUACUCUUUGUUCAAGAUUCAUAAUUCAAAGUUGUUUGCAGAUCUGUUCUGCAUAAAAGAUGCACAUCUGUUGAAAUGGGCAAGAUAUUUGCUUCAGAUGAAAAAAGUUUUACUAGGAAAGUAGCCUAGACUUAGAAAAUUGACAACGUAAAGUACUAACGAAAACAUAAUAUCUACAUUAAAAUGACAUUGUGUUCUGUGUAAUCGCAUAAUUUUGUAGUAGAUUUGGCAUACUUUUAAAAAUAAAUUUGCUGUAUCCUAUUUGUAAUGUGACAUUUCUUGGGUUUCUAUCAUGAUCGAGACGCAAAGGUGAAAUAGAAUGAAAUUUGCUCUUUUUCUUCUAUCUAAAGUAUUUUUCUGAUAAAUUUUGUAAUGGAAUAAGAAAUUGAGUUGAAAAAUAUUAGAAAAACCUUGACAUAAAAUAAUUCAAACUUAUAUAUGAUCAGAAAUAUUGCAACAGCUGAAACCAAUGUGCCAACUUGUUCCAAUGUGCCAAUUUGUUCCAAUGUGCAAAUUUGUUCCAAUGUGCAAAUUUGCUCCAAUGUGCCAAUUUGUUCCAAUGUGCCAAUUUGUUCCAAUGUGCCAAUUUGCUCCAAUGUGCCAAUUUGUUCCAAUGUGCCAAUUUGUUCCAAUGUGCCAAUUUGUUCCAAUGUGCCAAUUUGUUCCAAUGUGCAAAUCUUUCUCAAAGAGUCUAGCUUCGCUAGUUCACUUGUAUGAUUGUUAGCAACGAUGUAAUAUUAUCUUUAUGGAUGCCAUGGCUGAAAAUUCAGCUUUAAGAUUUACAAUGCCUGCCAAAGUCUUCAAACACUUGCUAUAAUUUACGUUGUGCACGAGGUGCAACAUCCCCAACAAUGUUGUGUCACGGAAAUAUGAAUAAAUCUACAUGUAAAAGUAAUGAAUUUUUAUAUAGCUAUGGUUUUCAGCUAGCGAAUUAACAUUGUUUGAGGGGGAAGGGGGCAAAACCCUUCUUGUUGACAUAGAAAUUGCACGGGACAUCUGAAUUCACAGAAGUCUCAGGAGGCUCCAAAGACUUUUUGGCAGGCAUUGUAGGAUAUUACUUUCAAGUACAAUGUCAGAAAACAUCUAGAUAUGACAUGGAAUUGUGUUCACCCUUUUCAAACGUGAACUGAAGACGUUUUACAAAAUUAUCACUUUCAGCCUCUCUUUGAAAAUGGUUUAUGUUUCAUUCAUCCUUCCUUUUUGUCGCCGGUGAGCAGACUCUUUUCAUGAAAGCCUACAAAAUAUUAGCCAAAUCAGGUCCCAGAGAGCUACCUGUAGCGAAAUCAUCCUCUUGUUAAAACUAAAUUACAUUUUAUUAUCAAAACUUAAUUCAUCUGAACGUGCCUCAAUCUCCAUCAGCAUAAUGAAACCUUCUCUGGGAAUGGCGGACUAUCAAGCUCGCUUCGCUUUAAAGCAUCGCUGCAUCGGCAUAAAAUUCGAUGGUCUCACUUAGAGUAAAAUUUGUGAUAAGGCUGCUAGUGUCGAAAGAACACAUAAAAGGUCUUGUCUUGCUGUUUUUUGUGAGGUUUUGCAUGAAUUCAGCAAACGUGAAGGUAUCCUUGAUGCAAUGUUUUGAAAACUUUUGAAGAACGGGAUCCACAAAUUCAGAAUGCCAAGAAUUCAAGAACUUGUGCAAUUAUUCUGGUAAAGAUACUUGAAAUGUAAUGAAGAUAUUAAUACAGUCAACUCUCGCCUUACGGACACCCCGAUAUAACGGACACCCCCCUAUUACGGACACAAAAAAAAUCCCCGACUGAAAGUCAAAGAAAUGACUGAACGUAAUUCUCGCUAUAAUGUACUCUCGCUAUUACGGAAAUGCGGACACUACGUGUGGUCCCAUUUGAAUAUUCAAAAUAUUUAACUCUCGAUAGAACGGACAUAUGCUGAAUAUAACUGUCAGAUUAAGUGUUGAUUAAGAAUAUUGUUAAUUAAGUGUCGAUCUUAAGCAUCCAUUGUACAAUCUUUUUCCGCGGAAUUUUAGCCGUGUGUUGAUUUUUAGCAACAGAUUUGCGUUUUCCAGGUGGUCGUUUCAAUGACUCCUCGCUUGAUAUCCCUUCUGAUUCUAAACGCAACGCCUUUUUUGCAGUCUCACUGCUCUUGAUCAGGAUAUCGAGUCUCUCUAAGAAAUCUGCUUUCCCAUAAAAUUUAAACAUAACUGGAAUCUCGAGUCCCAAUCCAGCCCCUCUGUUUACUCGCUUGCCACAAAUAACUGCAACCCCACUGUUGUAUUCUCGUUUCAAAAAAGAAGAAACAAUUUGAGAUAAUCCAAAGGGGAUGUGCCCAACAAUUCCCCCAUUUUCUUCAAUAAUUGCCACAGCAUUUCUGUCUCUACCAUUUUCUGGUUCUCGUUGAAGUACUAAUGGUUCUUUAGGAAUAAGAAAAUUAGCCGAUAAAUACAUGUGUGGAAAGACGCAAAUAAGCAACAUCAUCAAAAACAAGGUAUCAGUAAGAGAACAAUAUGAAAAAGGACUUCCUCAAGGAAAGAAACAAAACCGUACUUCUCAGUUUUCAGAUUUAAACGAUGCUGUCUGGGAGUGGUAUAAAAACUAGAAUGAUCAACUAAUU
Molecule: messenger RNA, 8918 nt
Organism: Rhopilema esculentum
Lineage: Eukaryota; Metazoa; Cnidaria; Scyphozoa; Rhizostomeae; Rhizostomatidae
Cellular component (GO): plasma membrane
Molecular function (GO): signaling receptor activity
Source: RefSeq, a predicted model, not a curated record